UUGAUAUCUCAAACUAUGACGAUCACACGUAAAUGUCUUGGCACCAUUAAAUUUAUCAGCUGGAUAAUCUGUUAGGCCAACGGGAGUUCUAAAGAUUCAGUUCGUUUCCUCACGCCAUUCUCAAAAUGGUGACCUCAAAGAUGAUUUUCGUCUUCGUGUUCACAAGUAUUAUGACAUUCUGUGAAUGUGGAUAUGGAAAGAGGAAACAUUUACAUUUAGGUGUUGGUGAAGUCUGUCAAAAUGGAACUGUUCCUUGGAUAUGCAAAAUUAGUAUGAACUGUUCCACUGUAAAAGAAGCCAGAGAACAUGGUUUCCUGGCUGAUAUAUGUUCACAUCUUGGCACUCAGACCGUUUAUUGUUGUCCACCUGAAAAUUAUACUUACAAUGAUCAAUUAACUAGGCGUCCUCCUACUACCCGACCUCAUUAUUCUCCAGAAGUAUUAAAGGCAAAAACGAUGUGUGAUGAUUAUUCCAACUAUAUUUUUAAAAAUGUUACAAUAAAUACUCAGGAAGGACCAAAAAACUUUAGUAUUAAUGAGUGUGUUGAAACUCUAAUAGUUGGUGGAGUUGAUGCUGAGCCUAAAGAAUUUCCUCACAUGGCACUAAUUGGUUAUAAAAAAAUUAAAGACAAGUUCGAAUGGAUUUGUGGAGGAAGUUUGAUCAGCCCUAAAUUUGUAUUGACUGCUGCUCACUGCAUAAACUACAGUUACGUAUACUGGGUUAGACUUGGAGAUCUUGACACAUCGUCUGAAACAGAGGACAGUGAGCCUGAAAACAUCAAAGUAUUGAGAACUAUAGGUCACCCUGAAUAUAAAAGCAAUCUUCUCUAUCAUGACAUAGCACUGUUUGAAUUGGAAUCAGAGGCCAAACUUAGCACAUAUGUUCGUCCACUCUGUCUUCCCACUAGCGAGAAAAUAGGAAAUGAAAAACUUGUGGCAUCUGGCUGGGGACAUACUAGAUGGCUGGGAAUACCAAGUUCAAAACUUCAGAAAGUAGUUUUGCCGCCUGCACCCCAUCAAAAAUGCCAGGAAGAUUAUAGUAAACAUAAAAAAUCGUUGCUUCCACAGGGUAUUUUAGAAAACUCAAUGUUGUGUACCGGAUCAACUGACGGAAAAGACACAUGCCAGGGUGAUUCUGGAGGACCUUUACAAAUAAAACGAAAGAACUGCAUAUACACAAUAGUAGGAGUUGCUUCUUAUGGUAAAGGUUGUGCUUUGGGAUAUUCUAGUAUUCAUACAAGGGUGUCAAAUUAUCUGCCAUGGAUUGUGCAAAUUGUAUGGCCAUAGAAUUUUGAUCCAGUUGAAACCACAAUCAUCAACAUAUUUACAUAAUAAAGAGC
Molecule: messenger RNA, 1339 nt
Organism: Nezara viridula (southern green stink bug)
Lineage: Eukaryota; Metazoa; Arthropoda; Insecta; Hemiptera; Pentatomidae
Source: the annotation of a GenBank genome assembly